Molecule: messenger RNA, 1854 nt
Organism: Plectropomus leopardus (leopard coralgrouper)
Lineage: Eukaryota; Metazoa; Chordata; Actinopteri; Perciformes; Serranidae
Source: RefSeq, a predicted model, not a curated record
UUUUAAAUACACAAUGUCUCUAAUUUUUUAAGAUGUAGGAGCUUCUAAAAAUAAAUUUGUGGAAUCAUAAUAGCCAGCUCAAUGUAAUAUCUGAAGAGCUCUUUUCUGAAGUUUAAUCAUAGAUUUGUUUUAAAUGUAUUUGCACAAAUUUCAGCAUAGUAAGACAUUUAUGGGAUUACAAGCAACCUUUUCACUAUACGCAGGCUGUGUUCUCUCUCUGUGCACUAAAUCUUGACACCAUAAUUGCGAAACACAGCUGGGUGGCCGGUGGCGCCCCCCCUGCUGCUCCUCUGCUCCCACUGCAGCUCACAGCCAGUCACCAAAACCCCAAACCGUCCAGAGCUCCAGACUCACUGCGCGUCCGGAAAAUGCCGCUUUGAAAGGGCCCUCUGUGAGAUCACAGAUGUACUAAUUAGUUUUAGUAAAGAGACAAACGUUAGAGGCACAAGCUGUGCAGUAACUGUGAAUAAACGGGUCUGUACAAACACUCGACAACGAUGAAAUCUUGCAUAAACUGCUGCACUGGUCUCAUUUGCUGGUCAGUGGGUCAUCAAACAUCCUGCAAACAUAAAGAGAUGUGAAAGAGAUAACGUGCACUAAUUGGUUUCAGAUUAUUCAUGUUUUUGAAAGUUCUUCCUUAAGCUGUGAAUAAAAAUGAUUUUAUUGGUUUUAAACCAUCCAAAGGAACGAGCUCGCUAUGUUCUUAGAAAUGUAGUUUCUGCAGAGUGAAUUUAAAAAUGAUCAGUUUCGCUGCAGGGCUCUGUGAGGCCGGUCUUAUGACUGUUCUGAUUGUAAUGGCGUGAACGGAGAACGGACUGUUUUCAGAUGACUAGCAGACAUGUGCUGAGGUUACAAGAAACUAUAAAGAGACAAUUAUCCCCAGCGGUCCAUUUCAUUUGCAAACAAACCAGCGUUUCAUGAGCUGCAGGAGGAAGAGGCGCUUCAGAGCGGAACAUUAUUGCACAUCGGGCUUGGAGGUGUGAGUCUUAUGCUCACUGAGGUUGUUGGCUGUCGUGUCGCUCGUUGCUGUGGUGCUGUUGUUGCUGUUUAGACUUAAGUAAGACUUGAGUAAAAUGAGUAAAUAUAACAGUGAGCUGACUCAGAGGGAGCAGGAUUUACUGAAAGUCCGCCGGGACAGCGACACCAAGGCCGCCGAACUUUCCAAAAUGGAGAAGAUGCUGCAGCAGACCAAGAACCUAAUGGACAACAAGCCGGAGUCUGGUUCAGAGAGCAUGGGCUACCAGGACAACAUGGUGGAGGACCUGGAGGAGAAGGUGCGCUCCAGCCGACGAUACAGGAGAAACUCCCUCCAUCACACACAGAUGCUGGAGAGCCAGAUGAAGACGGUGAAAGGUGAGCUGGACGGCACGCUGGACCACCUCCAGGAGCUGAGAAACAAACUGCGCCGCUCGCAGCAAAAAGCAGAGGAGAGAAAGGUUGCGAUGGAGAAGCUGGCGGCGGGACUCAGGUGAAGGUUUCGACCUUUUUCAAGCUUCAAUUCACCAACUGAUCUGACGCCCUGCAUCCUGCCAACAGACGUGCAGAAUUAACGGAAAAGACCGCACCCAUAGGCCUACGUAGAAGAAAGAGACUUAAGCAUCUUAACUCGAAGCCACUGUGUGGCAUCCAGAGACUUAACGGAGAAGACUUUAUUUGUGGUAUUUCACACCCCGCCUCCAGCAGACACUUAAAGUAGCUUCCUUUUCUUCACAGUUUUCACGCUGCUCUUAUUUAUCCUUUAAAAUGGGCUCAGUUUAUUUCAAAUUCAUGGGAAGAGGGCGGCAAGUGACUUAAAAACAAACACUGAAAACUAAACAAAUAACAACCAGAAUGAAAAAACAAAUCUUGACAUCA